AGCAGCCACUACUGUCCACACUGCAUCGACGCCAAAGACGGUCCAACGCCCACGCCCCAUACCCACAACAUUGGCGACUCGUACGUUCAACAAAGUAUCGAGAUACCACCCCCGCUGUCCACCAGGGCGCCCACGAGAAUGACAAACUCGCCAUCCGGCCCCCACAUCAUCUACAUUGUUACCGACACUUGCUACCCGACUGCCCAGAGUCUCGAGGCCAAUAUUGGCAGCACGCACAUCAUCUCCGUGCACUCGACCAAGUCGGCAGCCAACAGCCGCGCUAAGAAGAUAAUCUACGACAACGAUAGUGGAUGCACUGUCGACAUUGACAAGAUCAUCGAAGAGGUCAAGCAGGGCAUGUACGUCGGUAUAGGUAUUGGUGCAAAGGACGAGAAGGAAGGGUGCUGCUUUGCAAGAAAAUGUGAAGUCGAGGGCAAAAUCGUUGACGAGGACAGCGAUAGCGAAGAGACAAGUGGAGAGAGUGGAGAGAGCGAACUGAUAGAUGCCACCAACGACGGCGAGGGCGAG
Messenger RNA from Bipolaris oryzae ATCC 44560, 528 nucleotides. RefSeq lists its product as uncharacterized. The annotation marks the transcript as partial. The transcript has a single exon. The record is from RefSeq and is a predicted model, not a curated record. NCBI's taxonomy places the organism in Eukaryota, Fungi, Ascomycota, Dothideomycetes, Pleosporales, Pleosporaceae.